GUUAUCACAAAAUAAAUUAAAUUAAAAUGUAUUAUUCAUAAUUCAUAUUUAAUUAUUAAUUAAUUUCAGUAGGUUUUAGCAUUGACUAUAAGUAGUACUAUUUAUAACCAAUGGUAUUAGCCAUUAGGUAAUCAAAAAUCGAUAUAAGUAUAAAACUUUUAGAUUUACCUUAAUUAAUUUAUCGCUUUGUCAUUGGAAUUUAAAUUUGAGAGAGUUAAGUACUUAAGUUUUAAUUAGGUACCUAAACUGUUGAAGACAGUAUUUUGUAAUGGUUGAAAUAAAACCCAAAGAAUGUUGGCCAAUAGUUUAUAGAAAAGAAUAUAAUGUUACAUUUUUUGGUCUUGAAAAUUUACAUCCCUUUGAUUCGAAAAAAUGGGCACACAUUUACAAAAUACUAAAAAAUACCUUGGGUUUAAAUCAAAGUAAUAUCUAUGUUCCUGAUGAAAUUACUGAAGAUGAACUGCUUACGAUUCAUAGUGGAAAAUAUCUUAAAAGUUUGAAAUGGAGUUAUGUUGCUGCACGUAUAUCAGAAAUUCCCGUAAUUGUCUUAUUUCCUAAUUUUUUGGUUCAAAGACAAUAUUUAAGACCUCUUAGAUUUUUUAGAUUUCAGGUUGGAGGCACAAGGUUAGCUGGAAAAAUAGCUCGAAAAGAAGGAGUUGCUAUUAAUUUAGGAGGAGGUUUUCAUCACUGUAGUAAAGAUCGUGGUGGAGGGUUUUGUCCAUAUGCUGAUAUAUCAUUGGUUGUGAAUGAUGCAUUACAAGAAAAUGACUAUAAACUGGUGAUGAUUAUUGAUUUAGAUGCUCAUCAGGGUAAUGGAUACGAAAGGGAUUUUAUUGGUAACUCAAAAGUAUUUAUUAUUGAUGUAUUUAAUAAAAAUAUAUACCCUAAAGAUACAUAUGCAGAAACUGCAAUUUCAAAAGCUGUGAAAUUAGAUUACUUUGUUCAAGAUUAUGAAUAUUUAACCACUGUUGAAAGUGCUUUGAUUGAAUCGCUCAUAAAAGUUAAACCAGAUUUCAUUAUUUAUAAUGCGGGUACAGACAUUUUAAAAGGAGAUAAGUUGGGGUUGCUCUCUAUUACUCCAGAGGGAAUAAUACAAAGAGAUGAAAUGGUGUUCAAAUUAGCUCAACAAAAUAAUAUUCCUUUAGUUAUGUUGACGUCCGGUGGCUAUCGUAAGUCAACUGCGAACAUCAUAGCAGCUUCAUUGCAAAAUCUAGUACAACAAGGGCUAGUAAAACCAUCUCAAGUGGAAUAAUACAAAUUUAUAAGCGUAAAAUAUAAGCUCUACAUGUACUAUUAUUAUUCUAUUAAACAAUGAAAAGCGUUCAGAAAAUGUGUGAUACACAAUAAGAAGAAUGCUGUUUAGUAUGUGUCAUAGAAAAAUAUAAAGAAAUAUAUAUAUAUAUAUGUACAAUAUAAUAACAAACAAGAAGUAAUAAUAAUGUAAGAACAUUCAAUAAGACUUCGGUAUUCCAAUAUCCAAUACUCAAUAGUUAAUUAGUAUGUAGUAAAUUAUUUUCUUAACAUAACAAGGUAGUAAAAAUAAAUAAAGUUAAUUUAGUAAAAUAAUAAUAUAUAUUAUAUAUUUAGACUUAUAUAGUAACUUUAUAUUUAUAUAUUAAUAUAAAUAUUAUAUAUAUAUAAAAAUAUAUAUAUUAAUCUUGAAUGGAAAUUUAAUAUAUUAGUUUAACAGUGAUCUGGUUGUGUCAUAAUUUAAAUUACCGAGCAGUAUAGUGUAUAAUAUAAUACUAACAUAAUUAUUCAUAUCGCCCAUAAAUGGCCGGUCAAUAGAUUUUAUAAAUUGCCUAUACAUGCAUACUGAAAAAUACAUUUUUUUCCAAUAUGACCCUUAAAAAUGCUUGGUGGUUUUUAUCAUAUUAAAAAAUAUAGUGAUGGAUGAGUUUUGUUUGGUAGAUAUAAAAUUACACAGUUUUACACUUAACCUAACCAAGAAUUUAUUUUUAAUUAUAUUAUUUGUUGUAGAUGUUGCUGUCUUCAUGUAAAAAAAGAAUAAUAUCCUUUUCGUAUUCAUGUUAACAAUAAUUAUAAUCUCAUAGGUUAUUUUUCAUAAUUAAAGACUGAAUUAAAUCAAAUUCCUUUUUCCUCAAAAUACAAAUAAAGAAAUUAUUUGCUGUGAUAUUUUCUCGAUGGCCCAUCAAUUCAUUCUUAUACAAGUCAGGUAUCGUUAUUUUUUACCUACCUAUCAAUAAAUUUAACGUUAUAAGUAUUUAUCAUACUCUACUAGUAUGUGACCUGCGUUAAAAAAAAAUAUUUUUUUACGUAUGGGUAUGACAGAAUUAAAGAACAGUAUUACCUAGAUAUUUUGUUAAAUAUUUAAAAAUAUAUUUUAGGUACCACAGCACCUACGUCAGUUGUAGGUAUUAAUUUAUUGCAGUAUUCACUAUUUUUUUUUUCGUUAUUUUUCAUCAUUAUUUUUGUUUAUUUGUAUCAACUAAAAUACUAUGGUCUAUGAUCUAUGAGUUAAUUACGUUUUUAUUGUUUUGUUUUCAUUCGUGUUUAAUUUAUGUCAUGUUAUAAGUAGCUAUAUCAGUUAUAUCAUUUUAUAUUGUAAACAAGUUGUUACUCGUAAGUAGUAGUUACAUACUAUGUUACCUAUGUAGUAUAAAUGUAUUUUUUUUUAUUUUAACUCAUUUUUGGCAUGCCGGGUCGUUAGAAAAAAUAUUACAUUUACAUAGUUACAUUUAAUGGUCCAAUCAUAGUCACUAAAUCAUACUUAAGGGACUAUUAAGCUGUUGAUUCAUUAAAUGUUUAAUGAUUGAUAUAUGAUACCCGGCAUUAAUAUUAUAAUUAAACCUGUCUAUAUAUAGAUUCAAAUAUAUACUAUUAUAUAGUCAUAAGUAUGUUGUAAUUCCGUAGUUCCGUACCCAACUUAAAUUCAGGGUACUUAGGUAAUUUUGUUUUAUAUUAUUAAAUUUUAUGUUAUAUUAUGUGAAUCUGUUAGUAAAAUAAAAUAAAUUUAAAAAAAGACUUAAAAAUUUAAAUGUAAUAAACUAAUGACUUAUUUACUUACUUUAUGAGUAUACUUAUAAUAGGAAACCUCAAGGCUCAAGUAUAUAUGAAUAAAAAGUUAAUUUUAUUUAAUACAUAUGUAUGUUAUAUAGUAUUAUUUACAUCUGUAAAAAUUAAAUGUUAGAUUUUAAUCCACUAAAAAAUUUAAUAUACAUAUACUCAAUAUAAAAUGUUAAAAUAUGCCCUA
Messenger RNA from Rhopalosiphum padi (bird cherry-oat aphid), 3214 nucleotides. RefSeq names its product histone deacetylase 11 (gene HDAC11). The transcript has 8 exons. The record is from RefSeq and is a predicted model, not a curated record. Lineage: Eukaryota; Metazoa; Arthropoda; Insecta; Hemiptera; Aphididae. The coding region runs from base 269 to 1252 and encodes 327 amino acids. Gene Ontology annotation, molecular function: histone deacetylase activity.